GACAUUUGCAUAACCCACUGAGUGGCCAACGCGUGCGCACCACCGAACCAAAGGGAGAGAGUUUGGGAUUAACCACAUUAACCGCAAGGAUGAAGAGCACCGCCGCCUGUCUGAUAGUCGCCCUAGCGGCGCUGUCCGCCGCCCACUCGGCGCCCACCGAAGGUCACCGGGCGCCGCAAAGCGCCACCCAACUGGCCCUGGACAUGUACCACGGGUGCCUCAAGGACCUGAGUGUCUCGUGUGUCCGCCCCAAGGCCCUGCAGUGGUUCAACUCGGCCCUCCAGCAGCCGGAGGUGCGCAUAACCGAGCGCCUGUCCAUUGUCCGCACCGCGGAGAAGGCCGAGUCUCGAUCGCUGAAUCUGGAGGAGCGCCUCUUCGACGACAUCGACAGCUACCUGGCCAGCCACUCGCUGAGGAUCCAGGCCCCGGAAUACUUCCGCAGCUCGGAGGCCCGCUCCCUGGUGCCCGAUUUCCUCAUGUCCAAUCCCCUCACCCAGGGCGGUGUAAUUCCAUUGGCAGCAGCCAACGAAGGACGCGGCAUGAUCCGCAAGGCAAUCCUACCUUUCCUGCUGGGUCUGAAACUGAAGACUACUGUUCUGGUGCCCCUGGCUUUGGGACUCAUUGCCCUGAAGACCUGGAAGGCCAUGACUUUGGGUCUGCUUUCGCUGGUCUUGUCUGGCGCUUUGGUUAUUUUCAAGAUUGCCAAGCCCAAGAUCGUCAACUACGAGGUUGUGCACUAUCCCCACCAUGUGGAUCACGUAGUGCCCCAUCACAUUGAGCAUGUGGUUCCCCAUCACAUCGAGCAUGUGGUUCCCCAUCACAUCGAGCACAUUGUGCCGCAUCACAUCGAUCAUCACCUGGAGCAUCACAUCGAUCACCAUGUGGAUUUGCCCGUGGAGCACAUCGAGCACCUGGAGCAUCCUUCGCCCGCCUGGGAUCCUCAUGCUUGGGCCCGAUCCUCGCAGGAACCGCAGGAUGCCCAGGACUUGGCCUACGCGGGUCAGAAGUGAGCCCGAGACUACAAACCAAACCCCCUUUUACGAAAAUUGGCCAAACUGCAACCUUAUUUAUUUCGCUCUAAGUUAAGUAGUUGAAACGCACAGCUCGCGGCGUAUAUGUUUAUUUAUUUAUUUAUUGAGAAGUGUACAAAGCAAGAAACCAUAAAAAAGAACAAAACCCCCAGGGCGUUUUUAAAGGUACUAAGUGGGAAUUAGCUCUGGUAUCUUUUUGUGUAAAUAUUUCUGCAAUAAAACAACAUGCAAAAACGA
Molecule: messenger RNA, 1268 nt
Organism: Drosophila elegans
Lineage: Eukaryota; Metazoa; Arthropoda; Insecta; Diptera; Drosophilidae
Gene: Osi18
Exons: 2
Coding region: 90-1010 (306 amino acids)
Source: RefSeq, a predicted model, not a curated record